Messenger RNA from Staurois parvus, 387 nucleotides. The record is from the annotation of a GenBank genome assembly. NCBI's taxonomy places the organism in Eukaryota, Metazoa, Chordata, Amphibia, Anura, Ranidae.
CCGGUGAGCCUGCCGUCUGUGAACCUGCCUUCCGUGGUUCAGCCUGGUGCCUCGGCACCCGCACUUCAGCCUGAGGUCUGUACCCAGCCUGAUGCCUGUACCCAGCCUGAUGCCUGUACCCAGCCUGAUGCCUGUACCCAGCCUGAUGCCUGUCUUCAGCCUGAUGCCUCUCUUCAGCCUGAUGCCUCUCUUCAGCCUGAUGCCUCUACUCAGCCUGAUGCCUCUACUCAGCCUGAUGCCUCUACUCAGCCUGAUGCCCCUACUCAGCCUGGUGCCCCUACUCAGCCUGGUGCCCCUACUCAGCCUGGUGCCCCUACUCAGCCUGGUGCCCCUACUCAGCCUGUUGACUCGAUGCCCGCUGUUGAUCCAGAUGAUCCGGUACCUGAU